This is a messenger RNA of Abrus precatorius (Indian licorice), 2301 nucleotides long. RefSeq names its product phosphatidylinositol/phosphatidylcholine transfer protein SFH13-like. The transcript has 15 exons. The coding region runs from base 129 to 1934 and encodes 601 amino acids. The record is from RefSeq and is a predicted model, not a curated record. Lineage: Eukaryota; Viridiplantae; Streptophyta; Magnoliopsida; Fabales; Fabaceae.
AAGGAAGCUCAUGCUUGCGGUGAGAUCCACAACCACAACCACAACAGAAACAUUGUUGCAUUGGAUUCAUUGAACCAAAUUAAAUGCGGUCCUUCUAAUUACUGUCACUGCACUCAGACUCGAAUCAAAUGUCAGGGGUGGAAGAAGGGGUUAUUGAAGUCGAGAACUCUGAAGACGAGAGAAGAAGGUCCAGAAUUGGAAGCUUAAAAAAGAAGGCGAUAAAUGCGUCUUCCAGAUUCACGCAUUCGCUUAAGAAAAGAGGGAAGAGGAAAAUAGACUUCAGAGUUCCCAUUGAGGAUGUGAGAGAUGCAAAAGAGGAAUCAGCGGUGCAAGAAUUGCGUCAGAGACUCCUUCAAAGAGGCUCCAUGCCUCCCAGGCAUGAUGAUUAUCAUGCAUUGCUAAGGUUUCUUAAAGCAAGGGACUUUAACGUUGAGAAGACAAUUCAGAUGUGGGAAGAUAUGCUUAUUUGGAGAAGAGAGUAUAGCACCGACACUAUCCUUCAGGAUUUUGAAUUUGAAGAGCUGGAAGAAGUAUUGCAGUAUUACCCUCAAGGGUAUCAUGGAGUUGAUAAGGAAGGUAGGCCAGUUUACAUUGAGAGGCUUGGGAAAGCUCAUCCCAGCCGCUUGAUGCGCAUCACCACAAUAGAACGAUAUCUAAAAUACCAUGUCCAGGAGUUUGAAAGGGCUUUGCAGGAGAAAUUUCCGGCAUGUUCCAUUGCAGCAAAGAGACGGAUUUCUUCAACCACGACAAUAUUGGAUGUACAGGGGUUGGGAAUAAAAAAUUUCUCACCUACUGCUGCAAAUCUCUUGUCUGCCAUCACAAAAAUAGAUAACAAUUACUAUCCUGAGACAUUACAUCGAAUGUAUAUCAUCAAUGCUGGUCCUGGCUUUAAGAAGAUGCUUUGGCCUGCUGCACAGAAGUUUCUUGAUGUCAGAACUAUUGCAAAAAUCCAGGUUCUUGAACCCAAGUCUUUAUGUAAAUUACUGGAUAUCAUUGACUCUAGUCAGCUGCCAGACUUUUUGGGUGGCUCAUGUACAUGUCCAGGAGAAGGUGGAUGUCUCAGGUCUAGCAUAGGUCCAUGGAAUGUUCCUGAUAUCAUGAAGCUGGUUCAUAAUGUGGAGGCAACUUUUGUGAGACAAAUCACCAGAAUGUCCAAUGAACAGCAGAAUUUAGACUCUUUUUGGAUACACCCACAGAAGGGACAUUGCAUGGAUACAUCAGCAGAAUCUGGGUCAGAUGUUGAUGAUUCUUUCUCGCCCAUUGAACAAAGUAGAUUCACUUAUCCACGUUUAGCCCCAGUUCAUGAGGAAGUCAGAGUAUCAGAUAACUACUACAGUUGUGAUGAUAGUGCUUUUGUGUCUGAGAAAGUGCUCAAAAGUGAUGAAUUUCACAUUACUCAGGAACAGUCACUACAAAAUUGUGAUGUGAACAUUGCUUCUAUGGAAAAUUUGGAAGGCAAUUCAGUCAGCAAUUGGUUCAGUUUUGUUAUGGAAAAAGUGAAGAAAACAAGUUUCUUAUGUAUGUCAACCGCGCUAAUAUAUUUUUUGGAAAGACUAGUAAUGUUCUUCAGCAGUUUAAGAUUAGAAUUGAGAACACAGAACAAUAUCUACCCAUCUAUGGCCAUGCAACACACCAAUAACCAGACAGUAGCUGGUGAAACACUUUCUGAGCGGGAUCAUAUUCUUCCAUGUAUACAACAACGUCUUCAGAGACUAGAAAAUGCAUUUGAGGAACUUAGCCACAAACCUGGUGGUAUACCUUUGGAGAAGGAGGAAAUGCUUAUGAAUUCCUUGGAUAGGAUUAAAUCUAUUGAGUUUGACCUUGAAAAGACCAAGAGGGUGCUAAAUGCUACGGUGAAGAAGCAGCUUGAGAUUGCAGAGAUGCUGAAGAAUUUGCGGGCAUCGAAGCAUCGACAAAGCAAGCUGUUCUGUUGAAAGAUUGAAGUUUCAGCGACAAGCAGGAGUUGUUAGUACCUAAGAAGAUUACUUUAACAGAUAGAAGAAUUAGGGCAAGGUAACAAAUUGGACUCAGAAGAUUGAAGCUCGAAUUACACAAUUCAAGUUUCUGUAGCACAUCCACAGAGAGAAAUGAGGAUGGGAUAGCCGACUGUUAUAUAUAUAUAUACAGUGUAGUUUUUGGACCAAAUCUCGUCUUAUUUUCAUAGUAUAUAUAGCUGACAAAAUUUGUAGCAUGGCAUGGAAGAGAUGCUCUUCUUUUCAGUGGUAGACACAGUAGGGAGGACAUUAUCAAUUUAACCCGCCAACACUGAACUAAAGUAAAGUCUUUUAGGAAGGUGUUUUU